Messenger RNA from Drosophila kikkawai, 3439 nucleotides. RefSeq names its product mucin-12. NCBI's taxonomy places the organism in Eukaryota, Metazoa, Arthropoda, Insecta, Diptera, Drosophilidae. The record is from RefSeq and is a predicted model, not a curated record.
UUGAAAACUUCCGGAAUGAAUUAAUUAUUUUAACUUUUGCUUUAACACGCGGAAUAUAUUUGGAAUUUUGUUUUUUUUUUCUCAAUAUAUACAAUUACUCGGGCUAAGGCUUUCACGCAGCGGCAUGUUUUAGUACAUCCUUAGUCAGUCCAUUUUCUACAUCUACAAUUUAAAAGUGGUCUCAGAGACAUACAUAUAAAAAUUCCACAAGUACAUACAUAUAUCGGUUUUUGGUGAACUUUUCAAGGCAAAAUUAUUCAAGUUCCAGUAUAGUGAUCCUCCCAGGCACGACGAGAGAGCCGCCGCUUGUCAACCGACACCUCGGCGAAGGCCCUUGGGUCCAACGGCUGGGCAAUGAAGCCCGAAAAGCUGAAUCGCCUGAUCCGAGGCAAUGGCCGGAUGCAGCCAUGGUUCCUGCGCAACACCAGCGAGCUCUACGAGAGUGCCGUCAGGUCGUAUUACGAACGCGGCUGCUCAGGCAUGUCCCACGACAACAGACACAAUCGCUUGCUCCGGCUGGAGGAUAAUGCGAGCCCGGGGAGUAAAGCAAAGAAGACGAAGAAGAUGGAGCCGGUGCCUAGUUAUGCUGACGAAUAUUCGCGUAUCCACCGGUUGCAGGUGAACCAGGCGGCCAGCAUCGCCUCUGGUCAGCGACUGCCCACGGUGAUGAAAACGAGCCGCCAGCGCUCGUUGUCCUUCUCAGUGGGCGGGGCGGAUAUGGCCAGAUCAACCAGUGGGGCUCGUCCGUACUCGGUCUACGAACAGUCGGAGCUGGGGGACAGCAGCUCCACCAGCUGCUCCAGUGCCAGCAGCGAGCCUUCCCAGCACAGGCUCGUAAUGGAGACCUUGCCGCGCUGCCUGCGCAGGAGCCGAGCGAUUGCGAAGAGGGAGCGCAAAAGGAUGGGCCGACGGGGCAGCAGGGUUAUCGAGGUGGCCAACGGACACCGGCUAGACACGGAUAUGGGGUUGUUUAGUGCACGGUCCCUGAGCGUUCCGCCGCCCAAGGGCCUUGGAAUGGGCAACUCGAUUUCCAAGCUGAUGGGGCGCCAGAUGCCACCGUGCCGCAAGCAGCACAUGAAGGCCAUCGAGAAGACCACUCUGGCUAAUGCAGCGUUGAUACCCAUGGGAGAGUCCGACACCCUGAUGACCGUGGACGAGACGCUGAAGCGCCAGAUUUCGAUGGUCAACCAUACCGUCAAGGGGCAGGGAACUAGCUCGGAGUUGGGCCAUCACCUGAUGACGUCCGGAAGCGGAAACGGACGCGCCAGCGGUAACCUACUCGAUGUUAUCCGUCAGCCCCCGACGGUGCGCUUCCGCUUCCACACUCUAGGUGAUCGCGCCAAUCAGUUCGAGUACAUUCAGUUCGCCGAUGGCCCGGUGAGCAAUUACGCCUUCGAUCGUCGUCCACAAGGCGGUGGCUACCAACGCAGAUUGCACAAAGGCAGCAGCACCAGCUCCAGCUCCAGCCUCAACACCAUCGGCGGGAGGCAGGAGGAGAAUCAGCAUAUGCUAAUGCAACCACUCAGCACCCGCAAUGUCCUAUAUGCGAACCACAUGCAAAGGAGCCGCAGCCUGGAGGUGCCCAGGGGUGGUCUGUUGGAGUCCCCACUGCCUCCGCCAGAUGUGCCAGAUGCCGAGCAGGUCUACGAUCUUACCUCACGGAGAACAAGGGGAUCUAGUCUGGAUACCAGCUCGCAAACCUCCUUGUCAGCGGGACAGAGUUCAGCAUCCGCUGUGGCCCAGCGCCAUUUCAGACAUGCCAAGCCCAGCACAACUUUCAAUUCUGGACGAAGAGCGGCAGCCAAAUGGACAGACAGUAGAGAGGAAACUCCAAGGAGCAAGCCCUCAAGAACAGACAGUUCCCGCCUUAGAGUGACUUGUCAGCCUCUGUCAGCCGUGCGGUGUGCAGAGGCAAGCCCACUGAACAGGAAUCACGUAACCAACUCCCGGCCAACGAACCCAGAGUUUAGGGGAUUGGCAGCAGUUACCCAAAAGAUAAGUUCAAAUUCUGGUGCAUAUAGCGACAUCAAAGGAGCAAGGAACACCGAUUGGCGAGGGUCUUCAACGACCAAGUCACAGUCCCAGCGAUCGUCAGUAGUGGCCUCAUUCAACGGAGCUUCGGCGGAUCCUUCGGAAGCCGCUUCCGAAGCAUUUGCCGAGGAAUGCAGGUUGUAUCCUGCACACAAUAAGUCCGUUCGUGUCGAAUGCGCUCCCAGGCGACGGGCGCAACUGCAGCAACGUCUUCUAGAGGUGGAUUCUCCAGAUGAGGACAUGCCCCUCUGUCUCGACAUGGUCAAGAGCAAAGCCAAGCCCCAAAUGAUGACAAUGCUGGAUAGCCCCAAAGCCAGGCUGAGGGUGGCCAAAGGGACCAACGGGACCACCAACCGGUUAAGCCGCGGCAGCCAUCGGGCCUACUUCCCGGCAGCCGAGGAUGACCUGACGUCAGGGCAUCCGAUUAACAAAAUUCCACACAAGCAGCCUGAGAAGUCGGGGAGUCUGGAGAAGGAGUCGGAGCAGAGAGAGCAAAACCUGGGCCCGCAGAAGUGGGUGCACAGCACCAGAGCCAUCACUGUUCCGUCAUCUCUGCCACAAAAGACGUCCGCCCAGCUCAAGGGUAGCAAUCCACUGCUGGCGGCGAGUGCCUCGCAGGUAUUGGCCUACAAGCGUGCCUUCCGCACCCAGCAGCAGAUGCUGAAGGUAGAGGCCCUGCACCAGCAGGCACAGUGUCUUCAGAAGCUCAGCCCGAAGCCGAAACCAAGCCGAAAAUUCGACUCGAACUCUCACUUCAACCAGCAGCUCCCAGAGGAAGACCUACAACCCGUCCAGCUACCGAGGCUGCAGAGCCGCCAGGACCCGACGGUCCGUAACGUUCUCAAGGGCACUGCAGAAGGAAAACCACUGAUGUCGGGAUUGGGAAAGGGAGGCAACGUGACCACUGGAUCUCCGGUAAAGGCAAUGAUAAUGCCAGGCCUUGCAGCAGUUCCUGUAGCAGCAUCCUUGACUGCGGGCGGAACGCCAUCGCUCAGGCAGAAGACGAAGGCAGCGCCAGGAGCUUUGAUUGCAACAAAAGCAGUAGCAGCAGCGACAUCGAGGCCAAAAGCAGAUGGAGGAGACCCAAGAGGUGGUGGGGCAGCAGUAGAGCGACGAGGUGCUUCCACGCUGUUGCAGCGACGCGACGAAUCCGAGCAGGCACAAUCACAGACAUCGGCGGGAAAACAUCAGCGUCAGCAGCAGCCACCCCGCCGUCAGUUUCACUAUCAAACCCCCCCCUGGCGAUCCAGCUACUGAAUGCAGAUUGUAUCGAAAUAACUGAUGUAUUUGCCAAUUUUAUUGUUAGUAGUAUAGUCCAGAAGCAGAGUGAAAAAAAUUAGUUAGAAACCCAAAAAAAUCCUGAAUGUUGAAUGUAUGUACAUAUGUGCAUAAUAUAGCAGAGUUCUCA